Messenger RNA from Pestalotiopsis fici W106-1, 957 nucleotides. RefSeq lists its product as uncharacterized. Gene Ontology annotation, molecular function: GTP binding; GTPase activity. The record is from RefSeq and is a predicted model, not a curated record. NCBI's taxonomy places the organism in Eukaryota, Fungi, Ascomycota, Sordariomycetes, Amphisphaeriales, Sporocadaceae. Gene Ontology annotation, biological process: intracellular protein transport. Bases 1 to 957 code for a protein of 318 amino acids. The transcript has 2 exons. Gene Ontology annotation, cellular component: endomembrane system.
AUGUCUUCCCUCGAAGCCAAGAUCGUCGUCCUUGGUUCGCAGGGCGUCGGUAAAACCUCAUUGCUCAUGCGCUAUUGCAAAGGCGCUUUCAACCCCUCGCAAACAACGUCGACAGUCGGCGCCAGUUUCAUGACAAAGCGCGUGGUGGAUAGUGAUACAGAUACCGUUGUGCGACUGCAGAUAUGGGAUACUGCUGGCCAGGAACGGUUCCGCUCCAUAUCGCGACUCUACUAUCGCGGCGCCAAUGCAUGCAUCCUCUGCUAUAGCAUCACGGAUGCGCAGUCAUUCGCAGAGAUGGGCGUAUGGCUCACCGAGCUAAGGCGCAACCUGCCAUCCGACAUCAUCUUGCACGUUGUAGGCACAAAGGCUGACAUCGUCGCCCGCGAUCCGACCCGCCGCGAGGUCCCCUUCGAGCGCUGCAUAGCAUACGUAGCCGAGAAUCUGGCUCCGGGCCAGGGCAAUACCCCGCCCCCGACCGCGACUCCAGGUGGCAUGAUGACACCCGCUUUGCAGAGCGAGAUGGGCAGCGGUGGCUUUAUGAACAGUGUGGGUGGCAUCCUAGGCGAGCCGCGCAGCCCGAGUAGUAAACGGAGCUCCGGGUUCUGGGGCCAAGAGGUGGGCUGGGACGCAUGCCACGAGAUUAGUGCCGAGAGCGGAGAAGGUGUCGAGGAGGUCUUCCGGGUCGUUACGAGGAAGCUGGUUGAACAGAACCGCAAGAUGGAGCAGGCAUUGCUGGCUGCCGUGGCAUCACCCGGCACACCUUUCGACCGCAGCCUUGACACGGGCUACUUUGACGGCGUCAACCCGAGGGGAAGCUUUAGAGUCGGCCGCGACAGGAGAAGCUGGCUCUUCUCCCCGGGGUUUUCGCCCGCUAUUACUGUCGAGAACCCAGCACACAAUGGAACCGAGCAGAGCGUACAACAAGUCCAGAGAAAGAACAGUAGCAAAUGCUGCUAA